Messenger RNA from Electrophorus electricus (electric eel), 4340 nucleotides. RefSeq names its product dystroglycan 1-like. Gene Ontology annotation, biological process: muscle attachment; morphogenesis of an epithelium; axon guidance. Gene Ontology annotation, cellular component: dystroglycan complex; dystrophin-associated glycoprotein complex; sarcolemma. Gene Ontology annotation, molecular function: laminin binding; calcium ion binding. The record is from RefSeq and is a predicted model, not a curated record. NCBI's taxonomy places the organism in Eukaryota, Metazoa, Chordata, Actinopteri, Gymnotiformes, Gymnotidae.
UUCACACGAGAGGUUGACAUCAAUAGACAUUCUCUAGUCUUCGUCCUUAGGAUGAAAAUGGACCAUUAAGGAAGGCAAAAAGAAAGUGGAAUAAUAUGAUGACUCUAUGGCUGUGCAACAUCGGCUACUCCUCAGACUGUGGGGACUGUAUGGAUGACACAGGAGAGACAGAAGAGAGGAGAGACAGCUGAGUUGGAGGCAAGGAAGAGGAACUGAGUCUUCCUUUAGCCUGGCCCUGACAACAGGAUGAGUCAGCAAGGUUGCAGAAUGCAAAAUGUGCAUGCGAGUAUGUGGGGGCUCUUACUGCUAUGUGCUGUGACAUUGGCAUCGGAGCCCAUAAUCGUAGAACUAGAAGCCUCUAUGCACUCCGCCCUGCUCUCAGACAUACAGACAUCCACAUCCAGAGCGGCAACAGCCCAGUCUUCUGGAUGUUCUGAGUCUAUAGCAGUGGUGGGCCAGAUGUUCCGGAUGAAGAUCCCAGUGGAGUCAUCUGACUGCCAUGACUUAAUAUUUGAGGAUGGCAGAGCAACAAUUCCUGCUUGGCUUUAUUGGGAUGAUGAGUUCUGUUUUCUGCAGGGUCUGCCACUAGAGGGCGAUAAAGGUCUGUACCGAUUCAGCUUGUCUCCAGCAGGAUUGCAAAGUCGUGACGGCAGUAUACACGGUCACCUGCUUCUCAGUGGAAGCAAAAUGAGUAGCACAUACAUUCACACACACCAAACAGAGCUCUUUACAAUCACAGUAAAUCCAGAAGACACAGAUCCUUCUCUGCUGCCACUGCAGACAGAGUUUAAUGCAACAUGUGUUUGUUCUAGUGGCCAGUCAGUUACUGUCCUAACUAUAAUCCUGGAUGCUGACCUCACAAAAAUGAACUCCAGAGAGCGAUUAGCACUGCUACAAAAAAUGAGUCUCUUUGCCAAUGUUCCACCGGAGCUGAUGCGAGUCAUGCCUGUUGUUAACAACCGUCUUUUUGACAUGACUGCCUUCAUGGCCGGGCCAGGCAAUGCCAAGAAGGUGGUGGAAAAUGGUGCACUUCUGUCAUGGAAACUAGGUUGUGCACUUGAUCAGAGCAACCUACCAGACAUUAGUGCAGUCCAGUUACCAGCCAAAGAUGGAACUAUGUCAGCUCUGCUAGGCUUUCCAGUGGUUGGCUGGUACAUUGUCAAUAAGAAACCACAAGUUUUUAAGCGAAUUAGAAGACAGAUCCACAACACUCCAACGCCUGUGCCAUCCCAACUUCCCCCUACCAUUUAUCCAGAACCUGCAGAACGCAUUGUGCCUAGCCCCACAUCUCCUUUCAUUGGUCCCACUACAGAUAUUUUGAUAAACCCUGCCCGUGGUCCUUUGCCAUUGCCAGUAAAACCUACCAUCCGGAUUCGGGACCAGGUGGCUUAUACACCCGUGCUGGGCCACCCUCUGCCCACUCGAAUUCUGGGGAGUACCAGCACUCUCUCCCUGCAGCCGACACUGACCCAUCCUGGUUAUGUGGAACCUACUGUCUCUGCCACCCCUCCAACCACUCGUCGACCCAAGACCUCCACCACAAAAAAGAGCAAGAAACAGAAGACCACACCUAUACCCAGGGAACCAAAAACUACAAUUAAACCUUCCAGGCGCACCAACCCUUUGAUCAACCAGAAACCUCAGCUCCAUAACCCUAUUGAUGAAGUUAAUGUGUGGGUUGGAACAUACUUUGAGGUGAAGAUUCCAGCUGACACAUUCUUUGAUCAAGAAGAUGGAAGCACAGAAAAGUUGCGGUUGUCACUGCGUCAGAGUCAAAAUCAAGCAGUGGAUGAGGGCUCCUGGAUUCAGUUUAAUAGUACCAGUCAGCUGCUGUAUGGCCUCCCUGACCAGAGCCAUGUUGGCCAACAUGAGUUCUUUAUGAUUGCCACAGAUAAGGAAGAUUCAAGCACCACAGAUGCUUUUGAGGUACAUGUUAACCGCUGGCCAUUUGAUGACCUGUCACCAGUUGUCUUUACUGCUCGUUUUCAUGGGGAGCCCAAAACACUGACCAGUGACAUCCACAAAAGAAUCCUAUUAAGCAAGAAACUUGCAUCUGCCCUGGGAGAUCGCAAUAGUAGUUCUGUCACUUUAAGAAACAUCUCCAGAGGUUCAAUCCUGGUGGAGUGGACCAACAGCAGCUUGCCCAAGAACCCUUGCCCACGAGAGCAGAUUCAGGCGAUGUGUCGUAGGAUUUCAGAUGGUCAGGGACAUCCCACUUCCUUAUUCUACAAUGCCAUGGAGCCAGAAUUCAUACCCAUCAACAUCAGUGUUCGUGGGGCCAAUAAAUGCCAAAGGUUCUCAUUUGUGCCACCAGGUGAAGUAUUCAUCCCCGUCUCUAUGGGAGAAAUUUCCAUUCCAGUGCCAUCCUCAGCCACGCCGUCAUCUGGCUCUGGCUGGCGUAGCAGUGAUGAUGUUUACUUGCACACAGUUAUACCUGCGGUUGUGGUGGCAGCACUGUUGCUCACUGCUGGGUUCAUUGCCAUGAUUUGCUACAGGAAGAAACGGCGUGGCAAACUGACCACAGAGGAACAGGCCACCUUCAUUAAAAAGGGUGUUCCAAUUAUUUUUGCAGAUGAGUUAGAUGAUGCUAAAUCACCCCCCUCCUCCAGCAUGCCACUGAUCUUGCGUGAGGAGAAGCCCCCGCUGCCUCCUCCUCAAUACCCCAGCUCUGCCUGUGGAGAGGGGUCUCUGCUCAACCACCAGAUCCUGGAGGAGUACAUCGCUCUCAGUGACGAUGACCCCAAUGCUCCCCCUUAUCAACCUCCGCCUCCCUUUACUAUCCCCACGGAAGGCAGAGGUUCUCGACCUAAGAAUAUGACAGCCUACAGGUGCCCUCCGCCCUAUGUGCCCCCCUAAUACAUAACUAGACCCCUCACAAUGAAGGACACAUGGACCUUAAUAGACAUUUCAAGUGGAAAUAAAAGUGUGAAUACGGAUUAUAUCAAAUGACUGGCUGUCUGUGUGGACAAAGCUCUUGCUUUCAAGGCAAGCUGGAUUAUUGUGACCAUGCUCCAAUCUACAAAACACUAUAUAGUACCAAUUCAAAUUCCUAAAUACUUUGACUGAAGCUCUCUUAAUCAGACUUUCUUAAAUCUCUGACUCAUCCAAAACGUCUGGACCAUUUAUUAUGGAGUGGGAACUGGGGCUUUUAAAUGAAAGCUCAUACACUCUAACAGACUCAAAAGCACUAAAACAGCUACUGCCACCAAGGGUCAUUUUAGAGUGUAUGUCACUUACAAAGUACCACUGGGCAGAGAUAAGGCACCACCAAAAUACAUCUGGUGUCUGUGUUGUAUGUGUUUUUGAUUUUUUUUUAAUAAUGAUCUUUUUUACUUGCCUGGAAGCAGCAUUUAUAUGGAGUAUUAUGUUUCUAUGCUGUGUGAAACAAAAGAAAAUUGCUGACUAUAUCUAUUUGAUCACUGGCAGCCUUAAAGGCAGAUAGAGACAUCUGUUAGUGUAAAUGAAUCUUUAAGCCUAAUAUAGAAUUUCUUUAACCUUUAUACAGUGAGGUAUAAGCCAUUUUGAUGUGCUUAAGUGUCUAGUGCCCACUGUAUAAAUCAAACAGCAAAUUCAGCUGCUAAGCAAAGUGAAACCCUAUGACCACAAACCUGUUUGACCUACAGGUUUGGUUCUCUAAACCAGAUUUACUGCACUUAAGACUAAAGACAUAAAUACAUAUGUAACCCAUUCACUUAUUAGUAGAUAACCAACCUGCCAGCAUGUUGCUGGUUAUAAUUUAGCCAAACAUUUGCUGACACUGAAAGCUUCUGUGAGUCUAGCAUCAGUGUAAGAGGCGUGUGAGUUGCCACCACACUUUGUAAACAGACUGCCCACUGUAAUUUUUGGAAUAACUUGCUAUCAUAUCAGUAUUAUUAUUUAGACAAAAAGAAAUCAGUUCCACUACACUGCAUCUGGUGAAAGCAUUGCAUUGCUCCUGACUGCUGUGUUUCCUCCUCUUUGUUGUAAUGUGGCAUUGCGUGUUUGUAUAUAAUUGUGUGCCUGCUCCAUUUGUGGGACCAGUAAAACUACAGCAAUUAGAGUAGAACAAAGAAAGGAUUUUAUUUUAAAAAAAAAACAUUUCCAAUAGAUAUGGUUAUGUUCUGAAACCAGAAAUGCAAUAUUUUACUGAAUCUGAUCUAACCAGAAUGUGUAUUAGCCCUUGUACUAUGGAUGUUUUGGAAAGACUGACAAGCCGAAGGAGAUUUGUGUUAGCUAGAUAAUAGUACAAAAAUGAACACAUGGAGCAAUUGAAAUAAUUCAGUCUAAUGUUUUUACUACAUUUUUGAUACGUCUGAAAUUGUUUAUUAAAAAAUAUAUUAAUAAAGCUGUACUAAAAACAA